AUGAAUGUUCGCAUCGGAGCCGUGUAUCACAUUGGUUUUCCCGUUGCGAGUCGAGCAUCCUUUGGCAUUUGGGGGAGUUUAUGGCCAAUCUUCAAUCGUGCCGCCAUGGCAUGCAUCUGGUAUGGAGUUCAAGCCUAUAUCGGAGGCAACUGUGUGUACCUGAUGAUUCGUUCAAUCUGGACAUCAUGGGAUCGCGCCAAGAUGCCUGGUCCUUUCGACGGGGGUGUGUCGAGCACAGCAGACUUUGUAUCAUUCUUCAUUUUCUGGUUGUGUUCCCUCCCUGCCAUCUGGUUUCCUGUCCACAAGAUUCGACACCUAUUUACCGUCAAGGCAUAUUUUGUCCCACCGGCGGGCAUCGCCUUCUUGAUCUGGGCUCUUGUGCGUGCAGGGGGCGUCGGGCCAAUUGUUCAAAAGCCGAACAUGAUACAUGGCGGCGACUUGGCUUGGGCAAUCGUCAAAGGCAUCAUGUCUUCCAUUGCCAAUUUUGCCACUCUCAUCAUUAAUGACUGCGACUUCACGAGAUUUGCUCGUAAGCCAAAUGAUGCUCUGUGGUCUCAGUUAUUUGCAAUCCCAAUCGGAUUUGCCUCUACGUCUCUGAUUGGCAUCUUCGUGUCAUCGUCAUCGAGUGUCAUCUACAAUCAGCCGAUCUGGAACCCUCUGAGUCUGUUGGGCAACUUUAUAGAUGAUGGCGGUGCAGCGCAGCGAUUCGGUGUCUUUGUUAUAUCGUUGGCGUUUGCCGUUGCCCAGCUCGGUACCAACAUUUCGGCCAACUCCAUCUCUGCAGGCUCUGACAUGACGGCUCUACUUCCCCGAUUUAUCAACAUUCGACGCGGUGGAUACAUAUGCGCGGCCGUUGGUUUGGUUAUGUGCCCGUACAACUUGCUAACCAGCGCCAACAACUUCACCACCUAUCUUUCAGCAUAUAGCGUUUUCCUCAGCUCCAUUGCUGGCGUCAUGUCCACCGACUACUACAUUGUCAGGAAAGGCUAUUUGAACGUCAAGGAAAUGUACGACGCACGCAAGACCGGCCCGUACUUUUACACAUUCGGUGUAAAUUGGCGGGGUUACACUGCGUAUUUUGCUGGAAUCCUCAUCAAUGUCGUUGGAUUCGCCGGCGCCGUAGGUCAACAGGUGCCCAAAGGGGCGACAUACAUAUACAACCUCAACUUUUUCUGCGGUUUCGUUGUGUCAUCCUUGACGUACUGGAGUCUCUGCAAAAUGGCCCCAUUACCAGAAACAAGUGAAAAGUGGUUGGAGGUCGGGGACGCGAUUGAUGAUUUGCAACUUGCAUAUGAUCGUACAAGCGACGGAUAUGACGAGGAGAAGGUGACUGCUAUGUCGAGAAAAGAUGGAGGACAUCGAGCGAUGGGCCUGUAG
Molecule: messenger RNA, 1377 nt
Organism: Metarhizium album ARSEF 1941
Lineage: Eukaryota; Fungi; Ascomycota; Sordariomycetes; Hypocreales; Clavicipitaceae
Product: uracil permease
Exons: 2
Coding region: 1-1377 (458 amino acids)
Biological process (GO): transmembrane transport; nucleobase transport
Cellular component (GO): plasma membrane
Molecular function (GO): nucleobase transmembrane transporter activity
Source: RefSeq, a predicted model, not a curated record